AUGGAAGCCCAAUUCCUUCCAACGCCCAACCCAACCCUCCCCUUCUGGCUCACAGACCGCUCUCCUCUCGACCAAAUCCGAUCUACUCCCGAUCUCCCCUCUGAAUCAGACAUCGUCAUAAUCGGCGCCGGAUAUGCGGGCAUCAGUCUUGCCUAUCACCUCUUAACAUCUGCGCAAAAGUCAGGAACAGCGGCUGUACCGUCAAUAACAAUCCUCGAAGCGAGGACGGUAUGUUCUGGCGCAACGGGGCGGAAUGGCGGCCACGUAAGACCAGACACCUACAGCCUCAUCCCGCGAUACAUGCAACGCCACGGCAUCGACGCCGCGCGCGAAGUCGCCGAGUUCGAGCUCUCUCACAUCAAAGCUCUACAAGACGUUAUCCGCGCGGAAAAGAUAGAGGAUUGCGACUUCCUACUUACGCGGAAUGUAAAUGUAUAUCUCAACCAAAACCGUGGCAAUGAGACGAAACGUGCAAUUGAGAAAUUGCGUGAAAUGGGCUGUGGGUUUGUAGAUGAUAUUUUCGUGAUGGAUGAUAAGGACGCUGAGGCUAUCUCGGGAGUCAAAGGCGCAAAAACAGCAUUUUCAUUUACGGCAGGCUCAAUAUGGCCCUAUAAAUUCAUCAUGGGUUUGCUGCAUGCUGUUUUGCGGCUUGGAGGCGACAAGGUGAACAUCCAGACCACCACACCCGUCCUCUCUGUCUCCUCAACAGAAGGCGUACACAUCGUCAACACAUCCCGCGGCACAAUCCGCGCGAAAAAAGUAGUCUAUACGACAAAUGCGUAUACAUUCGGUCUCGUCCCCGAAUACGCACCCUCAAUAAUCCCCGCUAAAGGCAUCGUAGCCCAUAUUUCUGUCGCAGAUGGGAAAAGGCCACCACUGUUAUCACAAACAUAUAUCCUCCGUCCCGACGCAAGCGAUGGCGCGGAUUACAUGAUUGUGCGACCGGACGGAAGCAUCAUAAUCGGUGGCGCGCACCAGAUUCAUACGUUUCCCGAAAAGGGUGCGCAGGGGAACGCAGAGUGGUACGGGAACAUUGAUGAUUCGAGUCUUAUAGACUCGACAAGGGAGUAUUGGGAUGGGUAUAUGCAGCGAUACUUCCACGGAUGGGAGGAUACAGAUGCGAAAGUGGAAAAAUUAUGGACCGGCAAAGUAAUGGGCUACUCAUCCGACUCGGCACCACACAUCGGCCAAAUCCCUUCUCGACCAAACCAGUUCAUAGCCGCUGGCUUCAAUGGGCACGGCAUGCCCGUAAUCUUCCUGUCAACAAAGGGACUAGCAGAAAUGAUCCUCCACAACACGCCCUACACACAAACCGGGUUACCGCGAAUCUACAAGACCAGCGCUGAGAGACUCGAAGCUGCACGGGUUGGGAAGGAAGGGGGAGAUAUCCUCCAUUUCGAACAAUAA
This is a messenger RNA of Talaromyces amestolkiae, 1407 nucleotides long. RefSeq lists its product as uncharacterized. The transcript has 4 exons. NCBI's taxonomy places the organism in Eukaryota, Fungi, Ascomycota, Eurotiomycetes, Eurotiales, Trichocomaceae. Bases 1 to 1407 code for a protein of 468 amino acids. The record is from RefSeq and is a predicted model, not a curated record. Gene Ontology annotation, molecular function: oxidoreductase activity. Gene Ontology annotation, cellular component: cytoplasm.